This is a messenger RNA of Phalacrocorax carbo (great cormorant), 3701 nucleotides long. The record is from RefSeq and is a predicted model, not a curated record. Lineage: Eukaryota; Metazoa; Chordata; Aves; Suliformes; Phalacrocoracidae.
AACCUCCAACCUUUCAUUUAAGAGAUUGCAGCAAACGACACCAAGGUUACACCAGUCUGCAAAGUUGACUGACUUUGCAGCUAACAGUCUUACAUGAAGGAAUGAACAAAGUAAUUGAGGGAGUCCCGUAGGGCUUCAUCUCUUUUCUAAGCCGGCACUACUGGUGCAAGAAGCCAGGAACUCAGAUGGACACCUUUGGUAUGGACAAGACUAUGUUAAUGCACCUGAUCCUGCUGAGCCUGGUGAUUGGGAGCAGCCAGGGGUGCUACUGUGAACAUUAUCCAUGGGGGUUGUGGUCUGCCUGUUCACAAACCUGUAAUUACGGCACACAGACCAGGCACAGGCAAAUAAGAAUGGAUGAAUAUUAUAGCCAAAACUUCUGUGACCAGAUGUGCACAAAGCAGGAAUCUCGUGCAUGUAAUCAGCAAACAUGUCCUAUCAAUUGUCAGCUUGGAGACUUUGGCCCUUGGUCAGACUGUGACCCGUGCAUUAAAAAACAAUUUCGUGUCCGGACACUCCUGCGACCAUCCCAGUUUGGGGGUCAGGACUGUAUCGGGCCGCUGGUGGAUUCCCGCCCAUGUUUCCCAACUAAGCUCUGCAACAUAGUGGAAGUUGAAUGCAAGAAUAAAUUUCAGUGUGAAAGUGGUCGCUGUAUUGCAAAAAAAUUGGAAUGUAAUGGAGAAAAUGACUGUGGGGACAACUCUGAUGAAAGAAAUUGUGUAAGGAAAAAGUCUGUGUGUAACAGAAAGUAUGAGAGCAUCCCAGGUGUGCAUUUAAUAGGCAGUGGAUUUCAUAUUCUGGCAGGAGAGAUACGAGGGGAAGUCCUUGGCAACUCAUUCAAUGGAGGACAAUGCACAACAGUGAAGCGCAAUGAGACAAGGAAAUUGUAUCGUGUUCCUGCGAACCUGGAGGCUGUCAGCUUUCAGGUAAUAGACGAAGAGGAUGAUGUAACAUCAGAUUUCUAUAACGAUUUAACUCCCCUUAGUGAUAGUGCACAUGGAAGUAGUUCAUCCACUCAUAGUCUUCAAAGAUCUUCUGGUAUCCCAUUUUUAUUCUCAAGAAAGACAAGGACUACAGUCACAUCAUCUUCCUCCUUCAGGAAAGCCAUUGAAGCCUCAUAUGAAAAGAAUUCCAACUUUAUUAGAGUCCAUAAAGUCAUUUCUGUUGCAAACUUCACAAUGAAACAGUCAGAUCUGCAGCUCUCAGACGUCUUUCUAAAAGCACUUAACCACCUGCCCCUGGAGUACAACUACGCUUUAUACAGCAGAAUAUUUGAUGACUUUGGCACUCAUUACUACACCUCUGGGAAGAUGGGUGGUUCCUAUGACAUUCUUUACCAGUACAGCUCUGAGGAAUUGAAGAACUCGGGCCUGGCAGUGGAUGAAUCAAUGGAUUGUGUCCGAACAGAAACAACAAGGCGUGUGUUCUUCAUAAAGAAAAAGAAAGUCAGUACCAGAUGCACCACAAACAGGAUGACUGUGAAACAUGAAGGUUCCAUUUUGGAGUCAGCUGAACUGUCGGUCUCCCUGGUAAAAGGUGGCAGGUCAGAGUAUGCAGCAGCUCUGGCCUGGGAGAAAAAGGGGGUUUUCCCAGGACACACAGUCUUCACAAACUGGCUGGAAUCAACAAAGGACAAUCCUGUGGUGAUUGACUUUGAGGUGUCGCCCAUCGUGGAUUUAGUGAAGAAUGUGCCAUGUGCCGUGACUAAACGUCGCAACCUGUGGCGAGCCCUGAGAGAAUAUGCAGGCAGGUUUGACCCUUGCCAGUGUGCACCAUGCCCCAACAACGGCAGGCCUGUGCUUUCUGGGACAGAGUGCCUCUGCCUGUGCCAGUCUGGCACCUAUGGCAAAAACUGUGAGACACGAGCUCCGGGUUACAAAUCAGUUGCUGUAGAUGGCCACUGGAGUUGCUGGUCUGAAUGGAGUUCAUGUGAUGCUUCCUUCAAAACAAGAAGGACCCGGGAGUGUAAUAACCCCUCCCCGAUGAAUGGCGGAAAGCCCUGUGAAGGUGAACGGGAAGAAGAGGAGGACUGUUACACCUCUGUUUUCACAGACAGAGGUGCACCUUGUAUCAAUGAUGAUGAAGCCAGGAGAGAAGAGGAUGUCUCGAUUGAUGAACCUCAGUCUGGAUGCUCCAGGCCAGACCCACCAGAAAACGGAUUUAUCAGGAAUGAAAAGAACCAGUAUGCUGUGGGGGAAGAAGUCGAAAUUGCCUGUGUGAGUGGUCACGUCCUCAGUGGCUAUCAAUUCCUUCGAUGUCUGCCAGAUCAAAGCUGGACACAGCAACCUGUUGAAUGUCAACCCUCAGUAUGUCUCAGGCCAACAACAUCUGCUGGUGUCACAAUUUCCCCUUUUAAGCAACAGUACAACAUUGGUGAAACCAUGACGCUGAGUUGCCAAGCUGGGUUUGUAGUUACUGGCCAAACACAGUACACCUGUGGGAAAGACCUGUCCUGGAUACCUCCUAUUUUGAGAUCUAUUACAUGUGAAAAAGAUGUGCAAACUAAAAUUAGAGGUGUUUGCAAUCCAGGACAAAAGCAGGUUGAAUCUCAGUGUGUUUGUAUGUCUCCGGAAGAAGAUUGUGGCCACUACACAGAAGACAUCUGUGUGCUACAUGCUGUUUCUGAACAGAAUGUGACCAAGCCCAGCUGUCAGUAUGCAGCUGAAAUGUGCCUUGGAGAGCAGUCAUUUCAUUUCUUGCAUGCUGGCCCUUGCCGUGGUGAUUCCAAUCUAGACUGGGCUAUUGAAAGGGCAAAGCUCUCUACAAAUAGCUUGAAGAAAGUGCCCUGUGGCUAUGACACCUGCUAUGACUGGGAGGAAUGUUCAGAGACACAGACCCAGUGCUCCUGCUUGAUGCCUUACCAGUGCCCCAGAGAAAGCCGCCUUUACUGCAUCCAAAUGGAGUCAACAGGGAGGAGGAGGACAGUCAGUCUUUGCACGCUGGCAGCCAUGAAGUGUGCUGGCAUCAAACUGGAGGUGCUGGAGCAGGGGAGCUGCCUGGCAUAACUUGUCGGCUCUCCUGACAACAACCAUGAUCAUCCCACCAUCCACACACAGGAUGAACCAACCUGGGAAAACUUGGCUGGUUAUCAAAGGACAAGUAGACCAAAAAAUAAAGGAUGAAAAAAAAAAUAGAGCUUACUUAACAGAUUUUUGGGAGAAGGGUAGCAGUGGGCUUUUUUUGGUCUGAAAAUGACCUAGGUAGUGGGGUAUAGGGACUGCACUCAUUGCUGGUAACUCUGUGGAUGUGCAGAGGGCAGGAGGGGAAUGGAUAGGAAAGGAGAAAUAAGAGCAUUGCCCCUAGUCUGCCCUGGUGCUGGAUGAGACUUUUUCUUUCCUCAGCCAUUUGCUGGCUUGUUCCUGUGGCUGUGACUGCUGUGCACCCUGGUUUUCUCACUGGCUGAGUACCUUCUGUAUCAUCCAGGCAGGCAGACUGGGCACUUCAGCAUCAUUGCAUGUUCCCUCUGACACCUAACAGGAUCACGAAGGAGGCUACCUGUAUGGACACUUGUGGUACAAAUUCAGCGAGCAAAUAUGCAAUGAUUGAGUGAAGUCUUCAAAACCAUGUGAUUCUUAAUCAGAGUAACUGAAGGGAAGAACUGAUUAUGGUUUGCUGAUUUUGAGCCUUAGACACUGUUGGGGAAUUUUUACGGUACCACUUGAGGUGAAUUAAACACAUUUGUGCUUAAAUAUAAAAGAAAA